CGGGGCUUCACUGGAGGCAAAAACCAUGAAAGGGUCUGUCGUAUUUAGCAGUUAAAAUCGCCAUCGAAAUUUACAAUUUAACUCCAUCUAACCGUGGGAAGGAUAGGAACACCCCAAGAGCAGCCAGCAUGGAUGCAGGAGAAGACCAAAACACAAACAACACAAAUGGAAAUCCUCAGACGAGUGGGAACUCCCGAGCACCUCAGAUCGCCCACAUGUCUUUAUACGAAAGGCAAGCUGUACAGGCUCUCCAAGCACUGCAAAGACAGCCUAAUGCAGCUCAGUACUUCCAGCAGUUAAUGCUGCAGCAGCAGAUCAGCAAUGCUCAGCAACUGCACAACUUAGCUGCCGUGCAACAGGCCACGCUUGCAGCGAGUCGCCAGUCCAGCACUACAAGUAACAGCAUGUCUCAGGUGCCGACCACUGCCAACCUAAGCACCACGUCUGCAGGAGUAACUAUGACCAGCCCUCGUCCACAUGGCCCAGCCACAUCUGCAACAACAACAGCUCUCAACCAGUCGGUGCUGCUGGGAGGAAAUUCUGCAGGGCAGGGACAGAUGUAUCUUAGGGUCAACCGCUCUCUCCGGGCUCCGCUUGCUUCCCAGCUCAUCUUCAUGCCUGGUGGUACGACAGCUACAGUAGCAACUGUUGCCCAGACACAACCACAGCCGCAGCAGCAACAGCAGCAGCAUGAAGCCGCUUCCACCGCCGCUAGUUCCCAAUCGGACAGUGACCAGGUGCAGAACCUAGCGCUACACUGUGCAUCCACCCCAAAAGCAGUUGCUGUUAAGUCUGAGUUUCCAGAGAGAAAAGAUGGUUCCAGUUUUCCUCUCGCUCAGCAGCAGCAACACGCUUUCCCCCAGACGGCCCAGCAGCAUCAAGUGCAGCCGCAACAACAAAUGGCCAAAGCCAGCUUUAAUCAUCAGUCCACCAACAACCCAAUGACUGUAAAGACAGGAAACCAGGCGGCCAUGACUGUCCCCCCUGCUGCCUCUGUAGCGCCUUCCUCAUCCUCUUCCUCCUCUUCUGCACUUCCUCUCUCCCAACUUCUCCUGUCGCCCUCCGCCGCCCCUGUAAUCCUGGUGCCUACUUCAAAUGUUGCUACCUCCACUCAGGGCUACCCGAUAGGUUCAGUGACAUCGAAGGGCAACAUCAAUGCGCAGACUCUGGUGGUGCAGCCUCUUCAGCAAGCCACGUCUAAUAUAGAGAGAGGUCCCGUUCCAAUCCAGCCCAAGACGGCGCAGGGACACCGCUUACCUGUGCAGCUGCCCCCCAGACACCCUCCUCCUAUACUUCCAGCUCCAUCUAGCAACUGUCAGGUGGGAGGUUACAACCCUCCCCACAUCCCUGUCCAGCUGGUGGGAGCCAGACAAGGCCUAGCAGGAACCGCACAAGCCGUGGCCCUGGCCCCAACACGAAGCUGCACAGCGCUGGAUGCUCAAUCUGGUGGGAGUGUUGGCACAGUCUCCGGCAAUACUGUCAUGACAAAGCCUGCUGUUGGUUCUCUGAAGAGAAAAUCUGACUGUAAUGCACCGAAUGAGAUGGCAGAGUCUUCAGAUACUGAACCCAUGAAAGAUUCAGCUCCUCCUCUAUCCCCUGCCCCCCCAAAGGACUCGACUCCUGGCGAUACCACCUUCUCAUCUCCUCCCACCCUUUCUUUGCCUCUGCCCUUGUCGAGAGUUGGGCUCGGGGACAAAGACAAAGCGCCGGUUCCUCAAGCAGUGGUCAAACCUCAAGUCCUCACUCACCUUAUCGAGGGCUUCGUGAUCCAGGAGGGAGCCGAGCCCUUCCCUGUCGCUGGACUCCUCAAGGACAGAGAGUUUGCCCUGGUUGGCCGAACAGAGAACGGCCCUCCACUGUUGAAAUGUGAGUACUGCGGAUGUCUCGCUCCAGCCAGUCAGUUCAGGGGAUCAAAGAGGUUCUGUUCGAAUACUUGUGCUAAAAGGUAUAACGUAAGCUGCAGCCAGCACUUCAAGAGCAGCAGAGGGAGAAGUGCGGCGGGACAGGCACCACCUGCAACGCCCACGGAGAGCUCGGCGAGGCGCAGGGGCCCGUCUCGCAGGAGCAGUUCUAGCAUCACCUAUAACAAAAUGUCAAACAAGCAUCUUUCUGUCAAGUGUCACUCCGAGUCCAGUCGCUCAGAAGAUGUUUCCAGCGACGGGGAAGAGGAGGAGGAUGAUUCUCCAUCGCUGUCCCCCGGCUCCUCCCGCUCCUGCUCCAGAGCAGACCUCAGCGCUCCUCAGUCCGACAGCUCAGCGCCAGGAAGCCUGCCACUAGAUGGUGCUGGCUUCCUAUCUGCAACUCCUUCGCAGUGGAGCGUGGAGGAAGUCUGCAGGUUUAUCUCUUCUCUUCAAGGCUGCGAGGAGCUGGCUGCCCACUUUCUGUCACAGGAAAUAGACGGGCAGGCUCUGCUGCUUUUGCGCGAGGACCAUCUCAUCUCCACCAUGAAUAUUAAGCUGGGUCCCGCUCUAAAGAUCUGUGCUUCCAUCAACAGCCUACGCGAGUGACCGCCGUUUUCUCGCUUUAAUUUCUCCGUGGAAUCAACAGUUGGACUGAGAUUCAGAUGCUUUUGUUUUGUUUUUAACAAACAGCGUCUCAUCAAUCCUAUGAACACAUGAGGGAUGGACAUGUACUGUUAUGUCAGGCAGUCGGUGCCGCAGACUGAAGUAUCCAUAUCAGUAUUUGUUGUUUUGUUUUUUCCUCUGUUACUGUGAUUAGUUUUUUCUUUGGUAUGUAGUCUAUACCCUUGAGAACGUGCAACACUGCCAGACUCCUGGGUCUUCUGGCUCAAAUACUUCCCUCGAUGGACACAAAAAAUAAUAACGUUGCCUUCUGGCUGUAUUUCAAAAGGUGCUUUAACUUUAGUGAUGUGACUUCAUCAAUAGUGAAUUACAUUUAUAUUUUUAGCCGUUUUGUAUUGUACUUUUGUAAUAGUUUUCCAACCCAGGCUCCACAUCAAGUACAUGACACUCAGAAUGACACUCAGAAAGCCUGAUAUUUUUUUUAUUAGUUAUUUUUAAACAGUUAAAACUUUAGUUUUGUAUCUUUUCUAUUUUAUAGUACAGAAUUAUUUUUUCAUGGGACACUUUGAGUAGCUUUAAUCAACUGAACUACCUGAGAAGUGGCCUUCCUCAUGGUUUACUUUCUCAAGGGCUGGAAGGAAGUACUCCUUACAUGUAUGCAGUACUGUCAAUGAAAAGUACUUUUUACUGGA
Molecule: messenger RNA, 3214 nt
Organism: Cololabis saira (Pacific saury)
Lineage: Eukaryota; Metazoa; Chordata; Actinopteri; Beloniformes; Belonidae
Gene: phc1
Product: polyhomeotic homolog 1
Exons: 14
Coding region: 129-2507 (792 amino acids)
Cellular component (GO): nucleus; PRC1 complex
Molecular function (GO): protein binding; zinc ion binding
Source: RefSeq, a predicted model, not a curated record